AUGUUUCACUUUGUGCAGAGCUUAAUCGAUGACUUCAUAAAACUUGUCACAGUAAAUCAUUGCCCCAAUGAAAGCUUGUUCUUGCCUUCACUGUUGUUAGCAGUACUCCAUUUAGAUCCUACUCUUAGUUUUAUUUAUACUUACAUUGGUCUUAUUUUUUCAGAGGUUCAAGAUAAACUUAACCAUCUGCGCACAUAUGUUCCCUUUGUGAAGCGCAUGAUUGCUAAGCUAGAGGUUCGUUCAAAGCAGGUUGGAACAAGCCACGGUCAACUAGAGCGCUUGCAUGGACUUUAUGGUUUUUUAACACGCCCAAUACCCAGAACGCCCAGAAUGGAGAUGUUAGAGAAGAUGGAAGCUGUAAUUCGCAGCAUGCAUGAGAAGGUUCAGAAGGCUCAAGGAAAACCUGUUGUUGGAUCUAGUCCUAAACUGGAUGCCACUUCUUGUGGCCCUGAACAGAGUCAUUCUGGUCCUGAACCAAACCUAUCUGGUGCUGAACCCAGUCAUUCUCGACCUGAAUUAAACUAUUCUCGACUGGAAUCUAGUUCUAAACCAGAUAGUGUGUUGGGACACAGUUUGGGUUCUGCACAAGGUGGUGUUGGUAGACCUUCCUCUGGACAUUGUAUGAGCCCAGUGCAACAACGCAAACCAUCACCAGUACAAAAAUCUGCGUCAGGUGAAUGGAAAACUACAAGAGAUAUUGGUGGAAGGGAAAUAGAAAAAUCAAAAGACCUGGGGCAUAAUGAAAGAACAAGAGAGAAAAGCUUGGAGAUGUCAAGGGAAGGCAGCUAUGAAAGAAGUCGAGGGAGAGAGUUUAAUCGAAAUGAGUCAAAAUAUGGUGAUAGAAGCAGAGAACGGGGAUCUGAAAGAAGUAGAGAAAAAGAUCAUGACCGGAACAGAUCCAAAGAUUUUGAAAGAAAGAGAGAGCAUGAUUUUAAUCGACAUAAAGGGAGGGAUAGGAGCACUGACAGAGAUGGAAGGAUUAGACCAUCAGGUGGGAAAGAAUAUGAGAGAAGCAGAGAUAGAGGAAGCAGCUCUAGAGGAAGGGAGCAUGAAAGAGAAAAGAAACAAGAUUGUGUCAGAGGGAACACUUCUCAGGAGAGACAGUUAGAUCGCAAUAGGGAAAGAGAGACUCUUAGAAUGGAGCGCCAGCACAGUUACAGUGAGCAAGAGAAAAGGCAGUUGGAGGCAGCAAAGUUAUCUUCAAAGUGGAACAGUCUUCUUGAUCUUCCAAUGCCACCAUCAUCCAGCAGUAAUAAUACACCACAUCCUUUUGGAGAUAUAGAAAAUAUGACACCUCCCAAUCCAGAAAAAUUUAAAAGUUCUAGAGAAAAGCUUCAAAAACUUUUUGGGAUAGUUCAGAAUUCAUCUAUGCCAAAAGAGGGGGAAGCUAGUACUUCAUCAGCAUCAUCAGUCUCAACAUCAUCACGAUCGCGGGGUUGGAGAGACGAAGUUCGAGCCAGGGGAGACCUCUUUUUUACCCAAAGAAGUUCAAGUCAGUCUGCAGGUGAAAUGACAGAUGACAGAGGAGACUAUCACCCUCCAAGACACAGAUCUCAAUACGAUGACAAAUCUUCAAGGUCUUCACAUAGCCAGAAUGUAACAAGAGAUCAUUCUCAUAGUCAAAAUAGUGAUUCAAGAGACCAGGCGCACCCUUGGAAAGACAGUAGAUCUCAUCCAAACAACCCUCAUCAUGUUCCUUUACAAAUGAGUCCUCCUUUAAAGGAAAAUACAAGCACUCCACACGAGAAGCCUAUAUCCCCAGAUCAAUCUCUUAGUUAUACUUAUGGCUCAAUGGAUACUCCUCAGUCUCCUGAUAUAGAGGCUUCAUUCAGUCCAAUUAUUUCUUCUGAAGAGAGUACUCCAGUAAAGACCAUUCCUCUAGAAAAUCUUCAACAGAAAGGAGUUGAUCUUGAAGCCAUAAAGAAAGCUCUUGCACAGAUCCGAGCGAAUGAGAGACCUAGUACUAAUGCUUCAAAUGCUGAACAAGGGCCAUCCUAUCGUUAUGAGGAUUUUGUGGGUCCUGCUUCAAAACUGCAAGCUGAUGAAGAUGAGCCUUAUGAUCCUGAAGAAGUAUGGAACAGUCAAGAUAUAGAAAGAGCAGCCUCUCGGCGCCUUGGUGUUAGUGUAGAAUCUUCGUCUGUUAUUCAAAGUCAGAAGGAUAUGGAUGUCUGGCAGGUACCAACAUGUAUACCCUUACCUCACAGCUACCAGAAUAAAAUGCAGGAUAGACAAAGUCCCCACCCUGGUCAUCAAAUGCCACAUACAAAAGAUGGAGCUAGGACCCUUGACUCAGGAAAUGGUAAAAUGGUUUCACUCUCAAAUAUACCCCUUCCUCAGAGGCAGGCUACAACUGGUCCAGUUUGUGAUAAAUCAAGCCAUGUUCCUCAUAGUCAUUCAGAUACUAGCACACACACAGUAUCCCAUGGAGUAGGUUGGUAUCAGAGCAUUUCCAGUACAAGAGCAAAUGAUUCUCAUAGCUUAAGAGAAAAUGCCAAUGAUGUAGAUAUGAGGCAGCAGCAGCAGCAGCAUCUUCCACCGCUACCAAAAUCACAGCAACCUCCAUUACCUUCAUCACAUCAACCUCCAUUGCCUUCACCACGGCCUCCUUCACCUUCCCCACAGCCUCCAUUACCUUCCCCACAUCAGCCUCCAUUACCUUCCCUACAUCAGCCUCCAUUACCUUCCCAACAUCAGCCUCCAUUACCUUCCUCACAUCAGCCUCCAUUACCUUCACCACAUCAGCCUCCGUUACCUUCCACACAUCAGCCUCCAUUGCCUUCUUCAUCUCAGCCACCACUGCUAGUAUCACACCAGCUUCCAUUACCAAAAGCUGUUCCACCCACAUCUUCAGCAGCACUUCAGCCUCCAUUGCCAAAAGCACAUCAACCACCUCUACCAACAUCAUUUCAACCACCAUUACCAAAAUCGCCACCACCUGAACCACAGCCUUCAACAAAGCCAUCUAGUUCUCAAACACUACCUUCAAGUAAGCGAACAGAUGAACUGUCAGUUAAAGAUGGACAUAACUAUGUUGUAAGCAGAUUAGAUAGCAUUCGUUCUCGAAUUGCACAUCAAGCCAGUGAACUUAUUAAACCUGGUCAACAGGGUGUAGCUGCCAGUCAAAUGGAAAAGUACAAGCUAAAGAGACAAGCAAGUAGUUUGUCAGAAGUCAAGUCUCCUACAUAUACUCCAAAUAUAAACUCCAGAGAAAAUAUAUCUACAAAGUCUGAAUCAAGCACAAAGGGAAAAGACUCUGUAUCUGUGCUUGAUUUACUCUUACCAGAAAAUAAAACAAAUGAUGCAGAAAUGGAAGAGGGAGCUGUGUCAGUAAGGGACCCUCGACAAAUUACUCCUAAUAUUUCAGCACAACUUCAUAGAGACCCAAGGUUAAAACACCAUGACUCUCUCUCUGAAAAUGAAUCUGUGCCAGCUGUAUCCCGCAAUCGAGAUCCAAGAUUAUCUGCACCCUCUUCUGCAGGAGGGUUAUCAAAUUUCAGAGAUCCAAGGCACCAAACUAAUCGGGAUCCAAGGCAGGAAUCUACAAAUUUUUCAAGCACUUUGGGUAGAGAAGGGAGAGAUGAUUCAGGAAAGUUAUUUAGUGUGCCUUGUUCAAGCAGAGAUCCUAGACAAGACCCAGGAAAAUUUCCUCUUGCAACUGGACCUCAGGUUAGAGAUCCAAGGCAUGACUCGAGUAGUUAUGUUGGAUCAGGAACUUCGACACGUGAUCCUAGACAUGAUCUGAGCAGUUUCUCCAGUGGUUCUGUUAGAGGAAGCAGGGAUCCAAGACAAGAAGCUAAUAUUUUUCCUACUGUUGUAGGAACCCAAUGUAGAGAUCCACGUAUGACUUCUAGAGGAGAGAGACCUCUGUUGCCUGCAAAUUAUCCUGUGCAGCCAUCUAACCUAAGUGUGCAGGCAGUUGAUGUCCAUCCAUCUCAGUCUACCAGUAGCACUCUGAUUGGACAAACUUUUACAUGCUUGAUGAUGAGAGGUUUACCUCCUUUCACCAAUUCUAAUCACAUUUAUCAUUUCUUUCAGGAAUAUAUCUUACGUGACAUGUCUAUUGAAUUAGAUAGCCACUACCAAUGUAAGGGCACUGCCUAUAUACAUUUUCCCAGUCAUGCCAGUGCCCAGGAGGCUUUGGAACUCAUGAAUGGACGUAUUUUACAGGGUUAUCCAGUAACACUUAGAAUAUGCACAGUAGGAAUUCUACGACAAGCAAAAAAUGCUUAUGAGCAGUUAAAUCGUGACAGAGAAGCUCAGCUACGCAUUCCUGAGCGACCUAGGGGAAAUGGAAAUCCAUUUUUCAAGUCUCGCCCAAAAGAACAUACAACUAAACCACCAGAACCCAAUUCUGCCACAGCUGCCUCAGUGACAAACACAGAUAAAACAAGUUUAUCAAGUAAACCACAAGAACAUGAAGGGGAUGUUGGUGGAAAUACAAACCAAUACUCGGAGCUGUGUGGCGUUAAAGUACCACCAAAAUCAAGUGGAAAACUAAGCUUCAAAAUUCCAAAGAUUAGAAAGGAUACACCAAAAGGUGAGCAGAAGGAUGCAGGAGGCUGUGAUGAAAUUAAGAGUAAGGUUGAAACGUCUGAAAAGAAAAAGGUAACAAAUGAAGGUGUUGCUGCAGACAAUAAGAAGGUAAAAUCACUGGAAAAGGAUUUGUCAGAAUCAGAUGAUGAAUUGCAUGAUAUACAAACAGUAGCCAGAAGAAACAGAAAGUUCAAGAAAAUUGUUAUUCAUUCUGAUUCAGAAUCAGAAAGUGAAGAAAAAACUAAGAAAUCUAUAUUGAGCACUAAAAAUGGAUCAUUGAGUACUAGCAGUGAUAAGAUUGAUGCCAGUAAUGAUGAUGAUGAGGAUGAUGAUGAUGAUGAGAGCUUUAUGGUUAUUGAUGAGACUGUUGUGUCAGAUGCUGAUGAAACUGAAGAAUCUGAAGUAAGCUCUCAAGUGUCAGAAGAACCCCUUGAUCAGGUAUUACCUAUAAAGGUAAAAGAAAAGAAAGGUAAGAAAAGUAAAUAUAAUAUUGGUAAACAAAAAGGAAAGAAGAGAUCAGGGGUUAUUAAAGGUAAAAAGAAAGCACAAGCAAAAACUGAUACAUCUACUCGUAAGGUACGUGGAAAGAAAAAUACAGAUAAAUGUACGACUGACAAUGUUUACAAGCCUGAAUUUAACGUUCAUUCUUCUGUGGGAUUAAAAUUAACGCGUCACACCCAAGGAGAACUAGAGGAACUAAUUCCUGAGAAGAAGAAGCUUAAAGUGCUGAUCCCUGUUCCUCAUAAGUUUGUGAUCACAUUAAGUGAUGAUGAUAAGCUUAAAAAGAGAGGUGGAAAGCGGAAAACUUCAGAGUUGUUACCACCGUCAGAAGAUGUUAAGAAAAUUGUAGAAACUCCAGUUGAGAAUGCUGUGCCACUUUCUAAAGUCAGUACUUUGCGUAAGGUUACUAAAACUUCUAAGCAGAAUGUAAUUGCUGUCAUUGAAACAAAUGAAAAAGACUGGGAUCAUACUAAAGAUAGUGACUCAAGUGAUGAAAUGUUCCUUCCACUUAAUACAAAGCUUAACCGUGUUCUGAAAAGGGAAGUAAUCAUUGGUUCCCCUACAUCAAAGAAAGGUAAGAAGAGAAAAAUAUGUCAUGUUGCAAAUGUCAUGAAUGUACAUCAGAGAAAGAAAGUAAAGAAAGUUUUAUCUAAUGAUGAUUUAAAUCAAAUUGAGAAUAUAGCUAAUAACGCUGCCAGCAUUAGUAAGAGCCCUGAAGAAAUGCAAAAAGGUGAAGUUACAAAGCGUGGUUUGAUAUCACCAAAUGGAGAAACCGAUAGAAAAAAGUUACGCUUGGAUGUUCAAGUGUCUUCCUCUAAAAGUGAAGGAGAAAAUACUCAUCAGUUUGAUGUUUUUGAAAAUGAUGCUCUUUCUGAUGAAAUGCCUGACCUUACUCAAAUUACUCCAAGUUUGUUAGAUGUGGACCCUACAAUUUGUAAUGUCUUGCCAAAUGCAUCUGCCCUUGCCAGUGUCUUGAGUCCACCUCAUGCAAGCCUUCAGGUGAGUGAUGUUUCGUCAAAAAGUGAUUUAGGUGAUAACUGGUUACCACGAAAGUUGCAAGUAAUGGAAGAACGAUUUUCUUCAGAUGAAGCUACUCAUGCAAAGAUGAAGGAAGACAAAGUUUUGGACGAAAUGUUUGACAUGGUAAUUGAAAGUGGAGAAGUUAAAUGCAAAGUUGAUGCUGCUGUUACUGAAAAGAUUUCAAAAGCUAAUAAAGGAAACGAGAAUGAAAAUGAUGGCCAUUUUACCAAGUAUGGAGAAAGUCAAGAUUAUGCUGAGAUUAAUAUUGCUUCUAAAGAAUCUGAUUCUGAUUCUAGAGAGACUUUAGUAAUGGCAAUGGAAACCAUAUCUGAGAAAUUGACAGAUCUAAACACAGAAAAAAUGAAUGAUGCUAUGGUGUCUGCAAGUCCAACAUCUUCAACUCCUGACCAGCAAAGCACUCUUGAUUCUGAGGAUGGACGGCACACAAAAAUAGAUAAGUGCAUUAAAGAACAAAGAUCUGCACUACCAGCUACAGACAAUUCUGUAAAUAUGCAGUGGUCCUUAGAUAUGCAAACCAUUCAUACUAAGAGUAUAUCUCCAUGUGAUGCAGGAGAUAAACCCAGAAGAGAGUUGCAGGCUUUGGAAGAUAAUAGUAAGAUGAGGGAUGAGCAAAAUGAGGUUUCAGUAAUUCAAGAUAAUCAUAGUGAGGAAAGUACUACUGUUUGUGAAAGUGGUAAAACAACUGAGACAAUUACUAAUAUUAAAAAUACUGAAUGGGAAACAAAAACGGAUGAAAAUAGUGGUAUCAUAAUUAGCAAUGAAGAUGAUGAUGGUGAUGAUGCAGCUAGUGUGGGGAAAGUUAGUACCAGUAGUUUUGUAGAUGAUGCAUCAGUUGUUUCUAGUGAAGGUCAUGAUCUCAAAUCUCCAGAGUCUCAGGUUUCCAAGAAAGGAAAGAGAAGUAAAUCAGUUGGGUCUGUUCCAUCAGUUGAGUGUCGGCGAGUGACUCGAGGCUCCGUAGUGGAGCCACUAACAGCAGAAGUUGUUGAGUGGGAUGAUGGAGGGGUGGUGGAUUUGUUUCAGUGUGAUAUGUGUGACUAUUUUGGUCGACACAUGGCUAGUCACUUGGUCAACUUUCACACUGAGAGAGAAUUGCCAUGUGAAUUCAAAAAAGAAGACUUUCCGCCUGUUAUUAAAGAUCAUGUUGGUCCUGCUAAAGAAGCAAGUAAGGAUGUAAAAAAAUUACUGGAUUUGAGCUGGAUUCCAACUAAUAUGAAUUUUGAGAAAAGUGUAACCUGUAAAGAUUGUGACUAUAUAUCUAACAGUCGUUUUGACUUGAUUUAUCAUGUCCUUGAGCAUUCUCCUGAUGCAGCUUCAAGUGUUUAUCAUUGUCGUCUUUGCAACUACAUGUCUGAAAAAAAAGAAAACUUUUACAACCAUGUUUCUAGUCACACUGGGGAAUAUCGCUACAGGUGUGAACUCUGUGGUCAUCGCACUUACAAAUUGGCACGUCUACAGUCACAUCAUACAGAGUGUCAUCGCACCCAACCAGAGAAGUUUUUAAUAUUAGGAAUGAUUGAAGAAGAUGGUUGGCUGUAUAUCCAUGUUUGUAAAGUAUGCAUGUUUGUUAGGAUUGGUUUAGGCGCUGCUGAGGAGCAUGUAAAACACCGUCAUGGAGGAAAAGCGGAAAUUCAUAAGUCUAACAUGAGUAGGCAUAUUGUUUUGCAUUCAGAGCUGAGGAAAUCUUCUGGUGACUCAGAAAGUACCCCUAUUCCUCGUCCAAAAUACAAGGGGAAAAAAAAAAGGCGAGGAAAAAAGGGUCCAGAUCUUGAGGUUUUUGUUGGAGAUGAAGAAUUUGAUGAAAAAGGAGAAGUAGAGGAAAAAGCCAAGCAGCUUGUAGAUAGAAUAUCAAUAAAUAUUCACACAACGAUGUCUGCUCAAGAAGCUCAAAAAAGAAUGUCUUUGUUAGAUUCUAUUAGCAAAAAAUUAGACGAGGAUACUCAGGAAGAUGAAGGAGAAUUAUGUAUAAAAAUUUCUACAAAGGCAGAGUCAUCAUCAAUUAGCUCUCUUUUGCCAAUUUCAGGGGACACUGGUGAUGUUUUAAAAGAGAAUGAGGGAAAAGCUCAAGAUAAAAAUACAGUUGACAAACAAAAAACAGAUGAACCCCAAAAUGAUGCAGAAAAUGAGCAAACAUCAGUUCCAGAGAAGGAGUCUAACAGUGGAGAGAAUUGCAAUGAUGAUGAUGUACAGAAGAUUAUAGUAAGUGAAGACAUUGACUCAGCUGGAAGUGAUAGUGAGUCUACGAUGAGUGCUCUUGAUACUGAUGUUUUUGAUGAUGAAAUAAUAGCUACAGGUAAAGGUUUUCUUCAAGAUACAAUCAGAAAACUUUCAGCCAAGCUUGAGGAAGAUGCUAAAAAGACAAAGUUUGUCAUGAAAAAACAGCAGCAAGAUAAAAAAAAUGAUCUAGAGCAGCAACAAAAUCAAGAAAAGGACCAAAAACAGCAACAAGAUCAAGAAAAGGACCCAGAGCAGCAACAAGAUCAAAAAAAGGACCAAGAGCAGCAACAAGAUCAAGAAAAGGACCAAGAGAAGCAACAAGAUCAAGAAAAGGACCAAGAGCAACAGCAAUAUCCAACAGCAGGUGAUACAUGUACAAGUAAUAUCCAGGAAGAUAGUGACUCGGAUAAUUUAGUUAUAUGUGAGGAUGAUGACGUAAAUGAUAAGGAUGAAGCAUCCCCUUUGGACCAUACUCAAGAAGCAGAAAGCUCAUUGGAUAGCAAUAACACUACUGAAGGGAAUUCAGGAGCUUCACUUCAAGACUCCAUCCAGUUAAUACUGAGAGAAGCAUCUACACAAAACAAGCCACCUUUAAAAAUGCCCAAGUUGAGAAUUCGUCCUGCACACCAGCUUAUGGACCCACAUCAUUCACCAAAGCAGUCCAAAAGAAAAACCAAAUCAGCAGUCUUUACUUGCUGUGUUAGUCACUGCAACUACAGCAGUAGUAACAACAUGAAUCUAAUACAGCAUAUUAUUGACACUCAUGGGCCUUACAAAUGUAUUGCAUCAGGCUGCCAGUUUGUCACAAAAUCCCGGCCUGUCUUUAGUGUUCACUUAACAAACUAUCAUCCUAAGCUGAAUUUCUUGGUGUGUCCAUUUCUUUGCAAGAAUAUAUUUCUGCAUUUCACUGAGCUGAUUGAUCAUCUUUCUCAGCAUCGCUCUCGUACAUUAAAUGAGGACGCUCAGGAUAUUCAACCAGAAGAAGAUUCAGAAAUUCCAGGGUUCCUGCGUAUUGAAAGUGUAAGCACCUUAGAUCCAACCGCUGCUUCACAAAUGUUUGGUGAUGAUUAUGAUGGCACAUCAAGUCAGUCUGUUUCCAGUUCAUCUCAGGUAAAGUCGUUACCAAAGCUAGUUCCUCUUGAACAAGGAUUAGCAAAUAAUACAUCUGGUGCCACAGUAAUAAAUAUUGGAAAUACUUCAAUUUCUGGUCCUAUUACUUCUAGCAUGCUUGAAAGCAAGACAUCUCUCUCUGUUUCUGGAGUGUCAAAAAGUGGAACAAGUGCUUCUUCAAAUGAAAAGACACCACCAGUUAAAAUUAUGUCAUUCCCUGGAAGCUCUCACACUGGGGCAGUUUCUCUUGGAAAUUCUGAUGUAUCUUCUGACACAAUAAAAAUCACCAUUCAUACCUCUCCACAGUCAUCUGAAACAAAGAAAUCCCAACCAGCAGUUGUGACACUUGAUGAAGAAGGAACAGUGAUGAACCCCUCUCAGAGUGAUCACCGACCACCCCCUGGAAUUGCCACACUUCCCAAAAUCCCUCCCACUGUUCCUGUUCAAUCCAUAUUUCAGGCGUAUCAACCGAUAGAUGUAUUCAAGACACUUAUUACCAAGCUUGCACCAGAAGUGUUUAAAUGUAUGCAUACUGGCUGUAUAUAUGCUGAUGAUGACCCUGAAAUGUUUCUUCAGCAUAUCUCAUUUCAUGGAGAGAGCUAUAGAUGCUGCUACUGCUUAAUGGUAAUGCCAGCUCCAGAAGCAUUAGUGCAACAUAUUAUUACAGAACACAGCCAUUGCCAGUUCCAGUGCAAAUACUGCCUUUAUAGAGCCUAUACCAAAAUUUACAUGGGUGUGCAUUUGAAAAAUUUUCAUCCAUAUGAAGAGCCACGGUACAUUAAAGUUGGAACUAUCCAGCCACAUCAUCCUCCUAAUCCUCCAAUCGAUCAAUUUGUUCGACCAUACAGGUGCAACUAUAGGGAGUGCCAGUACCGUACAGUGGAUGCUGAAGCCUUCAAGACUCAUGUUACCACACAUGGUCAGUUUGUUAUCCUCAGCUGUGACUUCUGCCAUGUGUAUCUACAUGUCAUCCCUCUUAUUGAUCACAUGCGUGAGCAUCAGAUGAAUGAAUAUCAGUGCCCGUAUUGCCUUCAUGGGGAUGCAGAGAAGGAGCGUCUCCUUAGCCACCUCUUAAACUGUCACCCCGGACGUCCUGGAAAAGUGCUAUUGCGCAAACAGAUUACUUCUGUUGGCGGUGGGACAGUGCCUGUCAAUCCAGAUCUUGUCUCACGACCACCACCUUCACCCGAUGGGAGCAUGAAACCAGAGAGAAGGGGGAUUUCUAAACUUGAUAACAAAUUAACAGAGAAGAAGAAUGAGGAUGGAAUAAGUUCUUCAGGUUUACCUUUGACUGGAAGUGAAGGAUAUCAGGCAGCUGCCUUAAAUACUGAAGGAAGAAGGAUGUCCAGAAGUUUGUCUCGAGAAUUAGAUUGUAAGUUGCAGGAUUCUGGGAAAAAUUCUCAUGGGGAUGAAGAUGGGAACAGUAGUUUUCGAAGCCAAAGCCUGGGAGGUGAGGACAGUUCUUCCUCCCAGACAACAGAGAAAACAGAUUUAAGUGGUCAUGCUUUGUAUCGCUGUGGAAAUGAAGGUUGUGAGUAUACCAGCAUAUCUCAAGUGGAGCUGAGGGAACACCUUCAGGUUUGUGACCUUGCACAGGAUUCCACUAUUCUCAAGUGCUAUCACUGUGGUAAACAGUGCCGACACUUGAGCACCCUCUUUGAGCAUCUUCGAGUUCAUGGACCAAAGAGAUAUUAUUGUGGGGUAACAAGUUGUGAUUAUCGAGCAACAAUGGUACAUUACUUUAAAAACCAUAUGAAACAGAUUCACCGGUGCUCUGGAUUUAAGCAGCUGUUAAAAGAUCCCAAAAACAGAGAUCCAGAAACUCAAGAGUUUGUAGUGUAUCCUAAAGAUGCUGUCCCACUAAUUAGAGAAGGGCAUAGAAAAAGGAAAAAUGAAUAUGCUAUUGAAGAUAUUCAUCGCAUUCCACGUUCACAUGUUUCAUACCAUGACUUAAAAUGUUAUUAUUGCCAGUUUUCAUCCAAAGUUAGAUUGAACUUAAUUAAACACAUCCAGCUUCAUGAAAAACAUCCGGAUGGCAUACCCGAGAAAUUGUACAUAACAAAUGGUAACAACAGUCCCAUUCCAGUAAAACAGCCUGUAAAUCCUGUGCCGUGUUUAGACCGCAAAGAGCUAAUGUUUGACAAAAUGAUGAAUCUAGCAGGCAGCAGUUUCGAGUGCAAAAAGAAAAAAGAAGAUACGGAUUUACGAACCAAGAAUCCCAUACCACCUGAAGAAUAUCAGAAGUUACCAAAGUUUGUUCCAGAAGAAAGGCUUCAUUCCUGUGGGAUUGAAGGAUGCCAGUAUCUCUCUUGUGAUGAUAUGAUGCUAAAAUAUCACAUCCGUACUCUUCAUGCAGAUAUUACAUCAUUUCCUUGCCCACAUUGCACAGAUGUUUCAAUAACUGUGGAGAAGAUUAGUUCUCACUUCAAAUUACAUGGAGAAAGACUGUACAGAUGUGGCUGGUGUUCCUAUAUCUCUUAUAAAAGGAAUGUGGUUGAAAGACACAUGAAAGAAAAGCACAUUGCAAAGAAGGCAUUUGACUUUAUAAUAAGGGAACCUGAGGAUCCUGAUGCCCCAAAGAAAAGUGAAGAUGGCCAAGUCGAAGAACAUGUAGCGUAUAUUCCUGCUCCAGUUCCCCAAGAGCCUCAGUGGCAGUGUGGGCUAUGCAAGUUUAGCUCUGUGACUCAGCAAGAGAUGGUCAAUCAUACUAGUCUGAAGCAUGCUAUUAAGAGCCAGUUCAAGUGUGGGUAUUGUAGCGUCAGAUCAUCUGUUCGUACCAGUUUUGAUGCACACUUUGCUGCUAAGCAUCCAACGCAGCCUUUUCGGGUGCUUUGUAUGUAUUACCGCUUGGAUUCUGAAGAUAUUGAACCUCUGCAUCAAGGAGGUACUCCUCACUGUCAUGAACCUCUUUGGAAACGAAAUGAUCCAGAACGUAUUCGUCAUAUCCGUGGUAUUCUAAUUGAAGAUGACCCUGAAUGGAAAAGGGACUGGCUGAAACAGACUGGAACAGGGAAGCCAGAUAAGGACGAGUUUGUGUGCCCCAGAUGUGGUUCCUUCAAAACUGCUUGCCUUGCUACCUUUCGUUCUCACCUAUGUAGGGAAGCAGAUUAUGACAGGUACCAGUGUGUGGAAUGUGGAGUCUGUAAUGCUCUUCUUCCCAGCUUGCAGCGCCAUUUCACUAAAAUGCAUCAUGCACCGUUUACGUCUGAUUGCUAUCUUAAUCUUCCUGUAGAAGAUGAUAAAGAGGCCUGGGUUGAAAAUGUCAUCAUCCACCAGCAGCAUUUGAUCAGAGUUUGGCAAGAGAAGGGUUGUGUUGAAGUUAGUUCUGAAUCCAUAUCAUCAUAUACAGUAGGAGCUCAACAUGCUGCUCCUGCCAGGGCUUCAGCUAGCACACGUCGCUCUUUAACAAAUCUUACGUCUGACUCUGCUUCAAGUGAGGGUUCCCCCCAGCAAGGUGGUGUUGUUCUGCACGACUCUGGCAGUGAGCGGGGUCGCUUCGUCUGUGACACUUGUGGGUCAGAGUUCCGAUCAUCUGCUGGACUCAAGAGCCAUACCACUGCCAUGCACCAAGCCAGAUUCAAAUGUCAUUAUUGUCCAUUUGCAAGCAACAGUGAAGAUGCAGUAAAACAACACAGUAGUAUCAAGCAUCCCAAACUGCAGAAUGAAGUACUAAAUGUUUCACAACGAUGCAAAGUCUAUAAAGGUGAUGAGCCAGUAUCCAGUAAUGAUAUUAAAGGAGAGAAUGACUGGGAGAAAUGUAAACCUGCUGCUGUUGAGGGUGAAGACACUGUAUGCACAAGAGAAGAAACACCACAAGGGAAAACUCUGAUUAAAGGAGCCCAGGUUGCCAAUUUAAUUGGAAAGGUAAUCCAUACUACAGAUUUGAAAAAUAAAGUGAAAUCAGAUGUUAGUGAAGAUAUUACAGAAGAAAUCACACCCAUAGAAGAGACACCGAAGUCGUUUAGUUGCCCAUUCUGUCCUUUCACAAUAAGUACAGCAUCAGGCCUUAAUCAACAUAAACGUAGUAAGCAUGCAGACACACGUCUCUUUAUGUGUUCUCAUUGUAAUGGGCGCUUUAACACAAAUUUAGAUGCACUACGCCAUCACAGGUGGAAACAUCAACUGCUUAAGCCAAACAUUACCCACCUGGUUUGUGACAAAACAAAUGAGGAUGGAGUUCUAGGAGAAGGAGACACUAGUCCUGUUGAAAGCAGUGAAGGUUCUGUUUCAUCAGUGCCCAUUGGCAGCAAGUUAAUAAAAUUGUGUCCUGGUCCAAAACCAAUAAGAUCAAAAGCAAGAAAAUCCUUCACAAAGCCAUCAUCUCUGAUAUCUAGUCAGGUACAAGAGACUGCCACCAGUGAAUUAUCAACUCCUGGUAGUCAGUUUUCUCUACCAUCUGCCAGUCUUGAGUCUGAGGUUAGUUAUAGCUGCUGUCAUUGUAACCAGCGUUCAAAUAAAGCCACUAUAGAUGAUCACAUAAAGAAGCAACACAGAGACUUACCUUAUCAAGUAAGAAAGGAAGAAGGUGAUAAGAUCUUCACAGAGGUGUAUAUAUACAAGUGUAUACAUUGUGUUGCAGAGAGUAUAUCUCUUGCUCAAGCAAUGGAUCACUGGAUUCAAAAUCAUCCUCUAAUAGAUUUUAAAAUUAAAAUGGUUUUACGGCAUCAUGGAGAAGUUUCAAACCAAGUAGUGAGUAGCACAACUGCUGAUAAAGAACUGCCACAAGCAACUUCAGAAGCUGCCAAGUGUGAUUCUAUGGCACAAGACACAGAUGUCAGCACAAGUGACAGUGGCAUCAGCACUGCAACAUCCACAGGCGUUGCCUCUAGCACGGUCAUUACCAGCAGCUCAGAAAGUUCAAUUAUCAACCCAUUGCAUAUUGCAAAACGAAGGGGAAGUGGUAAGGACAUGAAAUCACCAAGUAGAUACAGUGUAGAUACUGAGGAAGAGGAAACAGUUGAAGUUUGUGAAAUAGUAGAUGAGAAUGAAUCUCUUGUGCAGUCAAGUUCAGAAAAUGAAACUGAAGAUUUAAUAUACAAGUGUGGACUAUGCAAGAAAAGUAGUGAGAAGCUAGAAGAACUUAAAGCACAUAUGAAAAAAAUCCAUGCAGAUAGACCAGUAAAAGUGAAGAAGCUACGACGAGAAAUUUUUGAACAGCUUUUCCGUGCCGAAUAUGAAUGUGGUUAUUGUGGUGAACGAGCCCGUCACCGCCCUAUCAAUCAGCAUCACAAAUCAGCCCAUGGCAUCUUACCUCUUAAGAUUACACGCUUGCCAGCACCUCCAAGAGAGAAUAUCUAUUUCAGGUGUGAUGUAUGUGGGCAUGUGGUCAAGAACUUAUCAUCCAUCCGCCAGCACCUUCGUCGUCAUCAUCCAAAUUCUGAAGAAUUUACAUUCACAAAACUUGCUUUAGGUUCUCCGAUGCGGCCUCCAAUUAAACAGCCAUUUAAGUGCAAUUAUUGUGGUGAUGUUGGUGAGACAAUUCAGGAAAUGCAUACUCACCAUGCCUUCUUGCACUCACAUUUGGAGUGUAGUAUCACAAACCUUAUGGAUGAAGCUUUAUCAUCUGUGCACAGUCCAUCCACCAGUCAGAGUUCUGGGGAAAUAAAGCCUCCAGUAUUUGUACCCGUGCCUACACCUGCGAUUAGCAAAAGUUCCCCGGCACAAAGUGGAGAGUUGAGUAUCCCAAAGACUUCUGUAGGAAUUCCAGUUGUCCCUGAGAUUAGGCAUAAGAACACAGCUAGGAAAUCAGUGCCAUCAUCAGUGAAACGUACAGUAGCUGUAAAGUCAACAACAAAAUUGCAACCAACUGCAGCCAAUAUAUGUGAUCAGAGUUUCAGUUUUUACCGUGUACCACAGCCUCCUUUACAGCUAGAAAAUAUAUAUGCUUUUGUAAACCUUGGUGCAGGAGUUCCUAUGAGGCUUACAGUGCAGCAGCUAGGAAGACUCUUUAGUUUAUUUCCUCAAGUUAUGCUAUCUAAAGUUGAAUCUAUCAAGAAGACUACUUGAAGUGUAAGUUGGUCAUAUCUUCACAUACAUAAGUAAAGAAAAUGCACUUUUGUGCAGAAAAAGACAAUUCAUGUAAUAAAAUUGUACCAAUUCGAUAUUAUUUAUAGUAUUAAAUCUUAAAACUGGGUGACCAUUAAAGUGUAUUCUUUCAAAUAUGUAACAUGCAUGGUGAAUAAGAACUUUUACUGUUCUUAUCAUUAAUUUUGUUUUUCAAGGUUGACUUAUGGUGCUGUAAAUUGAAGCCCCUAAUCUCAAAUUCCAUAGUUUUUUAUACAUUAGUAUAAGAAUUGUAAUUGCCAAAUUGUUUUUAUGAAGUUUUUUGUCUAUUAAAUGGUAUCCUAAUCACUUAAAUGGAUUGCUAGUUCUUAUCUCUCAUAUAAAUUAGAAGCAACAUGUCUUCCUUAAAUAAAUUAAAUGAAAUAAAAAUUACUUUAGCAUAAAAACCAUUUCUGUGAUAAUCGCAUGUUCUUCCUCAUCACGCCCUCCUUUCAUCUCACCACGUUCUUGUCUCAAGCUUUUUCUACCCCUUCUCUAUUUGCCACUUUCCCUUCCCUAUAGCUCACUUUUCCCCACUUAUUGCUCCUUCCAUUCCCUCUCCUACUCCUCUCUCUUUUUUCUUCUGUGUAUUUUCAACUUGAUUUCUAUAUAAUAUUUUUUUCUUCCUAAUAGCCUCUUUAAACCUCAUCUCUGUAGGGAAGACAUAUGAAAUAUUAUCAGAAACAAUAAGAGAUUUUCAGUAGGAUACUGAAUUAGUUCCUGCAACAAAUGCUAGACUAGCUCACUCACAUGUGCUCUGCAGGCCUGUGAGCAGCUGAUAGCUUCAGCUUGAAUGAUUAAGCAGUCAACAAGGAAGUCUGACUUCAGACCAGACUAUGAGUGUAAAAGAACCAUUGAAAUUGGUCAAAGUUACACAUUUCCCUUUACUUAUCCAACCCCUUACAUAUAUAUUACCUCUGCUUUACUCCCUUCUUUUCCCACUUUCCACUUCUACAUUUCUUACACCACCUGGUCUGCUUGGGACCAGGUUGCAGGGGUAGUGACCCCUGGAAGUGACUACACUUAACCUUAUCUUUUCCCCAGUCACUUUUUCAAACACCAUCUGCCAUUUCCAAAUACCCCUCUAGUCUCCCUUAUCACAUCAUAUUCCUAACCUCCCUACCACAACUUUCCCUCUAAAUUAUCCCUUGCAUAUCCUAACUUGAACCUUCCCAAACUCCUACCUUUAUCUAACUCCUUGCCUUACCCUAAUUCUCCUUAACUCCUCUCAUUACCCAAACUUUUCUCCUUGUAGUAUCCCUUUUUACCCUAACCUCUCUUCAACCCCCUUCCCUCUCCUGUCACAGAAAAAAAAGUCACCCUUUUUUUUUUCCCGAAAACCUCACUUAAACUGACCCAAAGUGAACUUUGUCUCUGCAAAUCAGGCAGUACCUAGGUCUUGUAUAAAUUAUUACUGAUAGCCGAGUACCUGUAGAAUAGUGACUUGUGAGGUUGGCUCCUUGCAUUUGCAACAUUUGAAUGUAUGACAAGUUUUGUCAUACACUAAAAAUAUCACAAUCAAUAAAAAAUGUAAUUUGGAGACUGAUGAUAUGGUUAUGAAUUACAUUAGAGUGGAAAAAAGUAAUUAUCUAUGAAGCAAAGAAGGAUGACUUGGAGGGUGUAUAAAUCAGUAUUGGAGGGAAGGUGGGGUAAAAGUCAUCCUAGGAAAGGAUGGAGGGAGGGAGGUAAAGGAGGUUUUGUGUGGAAAUGGCUUGGACAUCUAGCAGGCAUGUGUGAGCAUAUUAAUAGGAAUGAGUGGAGGCAAAUAGUUUUUCGGACUUGACGAGCUGUUGGAGUGUGAGCAAGGUAACAUUUUGUGGAGGGAUUCAAGGAAACCAGUUAGCCAGACUUGAGUUCUGGAGGUGGGAAGUACAGUGCUUACACUCGGAAGGAGGGGUGAGGAUAUUUGCUGCUUGGAGGAACAUCGGAACUGUUGUAUCUGCACACCUCUGGCAAGACAGUGAUAGUGUGAAUGAUGAUGAAAGUGUUUCUCUUUUGGGUCACCCUUCCUCAGUGGAAGAUGGCCAGUGUGUUACCAAAAAAAAAAAAUGGUACUAAAAAAUUGAUACUAACACUGAUCUGGAUAAGUUUGGAUGGUUGCUGAGAUAGGUAGUAAAAUUAUAAACUU
This is a messenger RNA of Cherax quadricarinatus, 17569 nucleotides long. NCBI's taxonomy places the organism in Eukaryota, Metazoa, Arthropoda, Malacostraca, Decapoda, Parastacidae. The record is from RefSeq and is a predicted model, not a curated record.